AUGAAUAUAGCUUCGAGGAUUCGGCGAAGCUUUUUCAGAGAGAAGAAUGAUAAACUUCCAAAUGGAUCAUCGAGCAGAAACGAAGAAGUUAAAGAUGAUUUGCUUGGAGUAACUGAUGAUUUAAUCAAUCAAAUCAGAUCCUUCACCAUUGACACAUUUAAGAACUUCUCUCUGAAAGAAGAAGAAGAAGAAGCGUCUGUGAGUCCGUUAAAGGAUGAAGUUAAUGGAGUGAGCUCCUCUGCAAAUGUGAAGAAGGAUUUAUCUGAUUGGCAAGAGAAACACGCCAUUCUCGUUUUAUCGAAAUCGAAGGAACUCUCUCAGCUGAGGUUUAAGUUAUGCCCACGUCUCUUAAAGGAAGAGCAGUUUUGGAAGAUAUAUUUCCAACUUGUGAGGAACCUUGUAGCAAAAUAUGAGGUGUUAGCAAUCCAACAGGCUAAAAUCAGGAGAAUGGCUAUGGAAGAGAGUGAAACUUCAAAAACUAAAGGUGUAUAUGAAGUUGAAAUGUCAGAGACAAGACAAAAGUUGAGUACGGAACCUGCAACACCAUAA
Messenger RNA from Thlaspi arvense, 549 nucleotides. NCBI's taxonomy places the organism in Eukaryota, Viridiplantae, Streptophyta, Magnoliopsida, Brassicales, Brassicaceae. The record is from the annotation of a GenBank genome assembly.